Molecule: messenger RNA, 579 nt
Organism: Parnassius apollo (apollo)
Lineage: Eukaryota; Metazoa; Arthropoda; Insecta; Lepidoptera; Papilionidae
Source: the annotation of a GenBank genome assembly
AUGCAUCGUUUUUUUGCUGAGCUGGAGCCAUCUUUAACCGUCACAGAGCAAAACCUGGCAGACCGAGUUCGGUAUAUCUUGCGCUCAAAUAUAUUUGAUGUCGCCGAACUCGAACGGCUGCGACGUGAGGCUGUUCCCUCGUCGGAUGAGAAUGCUACGGCUGAGGAUGCGGCGUCACAAAUGGUAGAGCAACCCGCAAACGUGAAUACCCCAGUUGUGGUUGAUUCAAACGAUGAUGGAACAGUCGCCCAGGAACUGGAAUUAGAGCAUAUGAGGAGUACAUUGGAAGAGGCGAUUGUGGAAACGCGCAGUACGCCUCUCGAAAAUCGACCGCGACUUCCCCGCUUAGCCCUAAGCAAGCGGAAUCGGGCUGUCGUGAGGGCUCUGAACCCAAUGCUGGUUACCUAUUUGGAAGCCAGCCGGGACCUUUGCGAGACGGACUCAAUUCCUUUUGGCGCCGCGCUGGCAGUCUGCCGUAUCAUAGGCGCCAAGGUUUCCACGGCUGGACGUGCUACUGGCCAUAGUAGCGCUAUCCCAGCACGGAGAAGAAGAAUUGAGGAACGUAUCAAAGUAACGUAA